UUUACAAUGGGCGUAUUCUCUAACUCUGUUAUUAGUGGCGUUUCUGCUGGAAAUGGGUGCAAGCCUGAGUGCAGUCACAAAGGAUGGAGAUACGCCCCUGCACUUUGCUGCACGCUACAAUCGACUCAAAAUGGCGCGAUUCUUGUCUUUGAUGGGUGCGGAUAUCAACUCUACAAACCUGCAACAAGAGACGCCCCUGCAUGUAACCAUCGUUAGCCAUAGUCUGGACGUAGCCAAAGUUCUCAUCAAGAACAAGGCCAGCGUUACGGUGAAGGACGUGCAAGGGAUGACGUCACUACACUUAGCUGUGAUGGCGGGGAAACUGGAGCUUGUCAGGCUGCUCCUAGAGACCAACUCCACCCAGGUUAACAGCAAGAAAACAGUUCUAGGAAGGACCCCGCUGCUGUUGGCCUGCUCCAGCAACCAGUCCAAGAUGGUGGCCCUACUGCUGACCUUUGGAGCAGACACGACCUUGACCACCGUCUACCGGAAGUCUGUCCUCCACGUGGCUGCUACUUCUGGAUCCCCUGGGGUUCUAUCGACAAUCAUGAGAAGUUCGCCCAAUCCAAAUCUUCUGGCGAUAAAUAAUCAAACUCCCCUGCACUGUGCAGCUGUCAGGGGCGAUGCCACUAUCAUCAAGAUGCUGCUGGACGCAGGGGUCAAGGCCAACAUGAAAGACUUUGACGGCAACACAGCUCUACAUCUAGCAGCCCUGGCUGGUAACAAUGACGCAAUCAACGUUCUGAUCCAGCACGGCAUGCAGGUGAACCUCACCAACUUGCUGCAACAAACACCCCUGCAUCUAGCCUCCAUGGCAGGCCAUACCAAGACCUGCUCACUGCUUGCCAACGCCGGCUGUGAUGAUAACAGUCUGGAUCUCCAUCAAAUGAAAGCUGACAUCUAUCUGGACAAGUCCGAUCGUCAACCUCACCAACAGACAGAUGUUGUUUUUGGAGUGAAAAGGGAAGCCAUUGCCGUACGUUUCUACAACUGUAAUUCUACACAUCUUCAGGGGAUCUAA
Candidula unifasciata is the source of this 1021-nucleotide messenger RNA. NCBI's taxonomy places the organism in Eukaryota, Metazoa, Mollusca, Gastropoda, Stylommatophora, Geomitridae. The record is from the annotation of a GenBank genome assembly.